This is a messenger RNA of Rhincodon typus (whale shark), 2703 nucleotides long. Its product is annotated as myocardin-related transcription factor A-like. NCBI's taxonomy places the organism in Eukaryota, Metazoa, Chordata, Chondrichthyes, Orectolobiformes, Rhincodontidae. The record is from RefSeq and is a predicted model, not a curated record. The coding region runs from base 16 to 2703 and encodes 895 amino acids. The transcript is spliced from 13 exons. Gene Ontology annotation, biological process: smooth muscle cell differentiation.
ACUGCCAGGUUGUUAAUGUGGUGUUGUUGCGAUUUUUCUCCUGCAGAUAAUCAUGUGCCGUACUCUGCCUUGGCAGACAACUCAUCAUUCGAUGAAGACAGCAGUGAUGCCCUUUCACCAGAGCAACCAGGAAGCCAGGAGUCACUGGGAUCAUUGCCAUCCCCCACAGAAGCACGAUCUGUUGAUCCACACCAUCCCCUCCUUACUUGUUCUACCCAGUAUCUCAUAUCAUUGCCAACUGGGACAGAAUUGAGCAAGUCCAAGCCAGUGUCUGACCACCAGACAGCAAAAUUGGCAAAUGGUGUGUUAUCCCCAGCUGCCAAACCCAUGCCAACACUUAUUAAACAAAGCCAGCCCAAGACAGUGCGUGACAAGAACCAGAGGAGCAAGAAGCUGAAGGAGCCAAAAUCCCGCGUGAAGAAACUCAAGUACCACCAGUACGUCCCACCAGACCAGAAACUUGACAAAGCCGCCCUGCCCCUGGAUUCGGCCUAUUCCAAACUCCUCCAGCAGCAGCAGCUCUUCCUCCAGCUCCAGAUACUGUGUCAACAACAGCAGCACUACAACUACCAGACUAUCCUUCCUGCACCCCCAAAGCCCAACAGUGACAAACAAGCCAACAGCAGUGCCGCCUCAGUGAGGACUCUGAGUAAUAGCACACCGUCAUCGGGUUCAGGCGGACUCCCUCGGCAGAACAGCUGCACAACCACCAUCAAAGCACCGGGGUCGCUGCCCUCUAACCUUGAUGACCUGAAGGUGGCUGAACUGAAGCAGGAACUGAAGCUGCGGGCCUUGCCCGUGUCAGGAACGAAAACUGACCUCAUUGAACGUCUGAAGAACUAUCAGGAACUGAACAAAGCUGGUGGGACUCCAGCGACCACCACGUCCGCCAUGGGCAAGACUGGCACGGCCCCUUCGAGACCCGUGGAGGGAAUGGCCUUCCCAUCUGCCCGUCUUGGUGGCAGCACGCCAGCAGUGGUUAACAGCGUCACUCCUGGGGAUGUAGCCAUCAGCACAGUGACAACGAAGCUGGGCAGUUCCAGUUCCAGCCCUCCGGUGUCACCUGCCCCCUCUGAUCACUCGUUUCACAGCAUGGAGGAGGGCACUACUCCCGAGGCAGUCUCAGAGUCCCUCCAGUCUUCGCCCAUGCGGCCAAUUAGCACAGAGGAGCCUGUCUCCAUCAACGGCAUGACGGGCAUUGCCAGGCUGGUGCCCAGCAGCAUCCGGGGCCAUGGCCCAGAGUCUGACAAGGACGCUCAAGCCGCGACCAAGGAUCUGAUGUUGCAGGAGAAGGACAAGCAAAUUGAGGAGCUGACCAGAAUGCUCAGGCAGAAGCAGCAGCUGGUGGAAGCACUCCGGCUACAGCUCGACCAGGAGAAGAGAACCCAGCUCCAGCAGCCGUCCCAAAGCGCGACCUUGACUGUGCCGGGCAGCCAGAAAACCAGCCCCACCGCCGUGAAGCAGGAGAGCCUGCCCUCCAGCUGCCUAUUCUCAGGGCAGUCCGUGCCCUCGGCCCCAACGAAAUCUGUCCCGCUCCUCAACCACGCCGAACCCCCAGGGAGCAGUCCAAGCCCUGUUGAUGCUCCGGGGCCGCCGAACCUGGUGCCAGUGAAGGCUGUGGUGGUGAAGCAGGAGGGUCAAGCGGGCACCUGUGAGGAGCAGCAGCCCUCACCCACGUCGACUGUUCUGCUGAGCCCAGUGCAGCCAAAUGGGGUGACCACGGGGGCACCGCGGCCGGUGGCACCGAGCCAAGCUCCGAGUCUGCUGGCAGAUGGAGUGGGGACCCAUAUCCUCCUCACGGUGACGCCACAAAACAACAACAUGCGACAAGUGUCCCCUGCUGUGAGUGCGGCCAAAGAUCCACCAGCAAUACAGGCAGUGCCAUCACCUCCUUCCCAAGGGCAGGCACAGCAACCAUCACCUAACAGCCAGUCGAAGCAGCAUUCAGAGGCAGGAGUGAUGAACCAGGCUGUGAAAAAGCUUAAUAUUCACGCCAAGGUGGAUUUGCCGAAUGAAGUUAGCCUUCCCCCUGCUGUCUCUGGGACUGGAGCAGACGGCAGUGGGGUUGGCGAUGGCGAAGAUGAUGGUUCGGCUCCGAGUCCACAGAGUGAAGCGGUCACAAAUGAAUUGCAGGAGCUCACAUUGCAGUCAAACAAUGGCCUCUCUCCAUUGAACAAAAGAAAAAAUGAGCACUCGGCUCCACCUGGUGCUCCUGAGAUGGGAAGCCAGGCGAGCGAGGUGCGGACUUCUCCACAACUUCGUCAAUGCCACUCUACCUUCAGUCAACAGGAGGAGCGCCUGCUACAGGUCCUGCAGCUGAAGCUUCAGCAACGGCGGACCCGGGAGGAGCUGGCCAGCCAGGGAAUCAUGCCACCUCUGAAGAGUCCUGCUGCAUUUCAUGAGCAGAGGAGAAGCUUGGAGAGGGCACGGACUGAGGACUAUUUGAAAAGAAAGAUCCGCUCACGUCCAGAGAGAGCAGAGUUGGUCAGGAUGCACAUACUUGAAGAAACUUCAGCAGAGCCCUCCCUCCAAGCCACUCAGAUGAAGUUGAAGCGGGCACGGCUAGCUGAUGACCUGAAUGAGAAGAUUGCCCAGCGGCCUGGCCCCAUGGAAUUGGUGGAGAAGAACAUCCUUCCUGUGGACUCUAGUGUAAAAGAGGCCAUCAUAGCCUCGGCAGGUCUCCCAGCACUUGCUCGGCUGUAG